UACCCUUUUCCCACAACUGCUUGAAACUUUUGAACCAAAAAAAAAAAAAAAAAAGUGUUUUCUUGGUUUGGCUGAAGCAGUGAUUUUGUCUGUUGUGUGAACAGAGUGAAGUAGAGAAGAGGGUUCAAAUGGGAGAGAAAUUAGGAGUUUGUGCUAUGAAUCUUCUUCCCAUGUGGGUUUUCUAUUCCUUGUUUUCAAUAAUUGAUGCCAGACCAGACCUUCCUGGUUUCUCAAUUUCUUCCACUGUUUUUGCUUCUCACUCACAACCCAUCUCUCUCAUUGUAGCCAAAAUGGAAGCUCAAUCCCCAGGAGUUUCUGAGGUUAAAGUAGUUCACCAUCAAGAUUUGAACAAGAGAAUUCUUAUUGCAUUGAUUAUUUCUUCCACUCUUCUUGGAGCUAUACUGCUGUUCCUUUUGUGUUUUUGGAUAUAUCGUCGAAAAACGUCGAACAAUGAUGAUGGAAAGUGUCAAAAGAAUUUGGAGGCUUCGAAAGGGACGGCAUUAAAUCCCAUAAUAUCUAGAUUUAACUCUUUGAGGUUGGCUAACUUUAAAGGUUCGGUUUCCACCAUCGACUAUAAAUUGUUGGAAGCAGCAACUGAUAACUUCAGCAAAAGCAAUGUUUUGGGAGAAGGCGGUUCGGGACAUGUUUACAAAGCUUGCUUCAAUGAUAAAUUGCUGGCAGCUGUGAAGAGAAUAGACAAUGGAGGACUGGACGCUGAAAGAGAAUUCGAGAAUGAGGUGAAUUGGUUGAGUAAAAUACGACAUCAAAAUGUGAUCAAACUCUUGGGGCACUGCAUUCAUGGCGAGACACGGUUUCUCGUUUAUGAGAUGAUGCAGAAUGGAUCUUUGGAGUCUCAAUUGCACGGACCAUCUCACGGAUCAGCUUUAACAUGGCAUAUUCGGAUGAAGAUUGCUGUUGAUGUUGCGAGAGGCUUGGAAUAUCUUCACGAGCAUCGGAAUCCUCCUGUUGUCCAUCGGGAUUUGAAGUCGUCGAAUAUUCUUCUAGAUUCAGACUUUAAUGCCAAGCUCUCUGACUUUGGCCUUACUGUAAACUUGGGAGCUCAAAAUAAAAACAUAAAGCUCUCGGGAACUUUAGGUUACGUCGCCCCAGAAUACCUUUUAGACGGUAAACUAACAGAUAAAAGUGAUGUCUAUGCGUUCGGAGUUGUUCUUUUGGAGCUUUUGACUGGGAAAAUGCCCGUCGAGAAGAUGGGACCUACUCAAUCUCAAUCUCUAGUUUCAUGGGCAAUCCCACAGCUCAGUGACAGAUCAAAGCUACCGAAAAUUGUCGAUCCCGUGAUAAGGGACACAAUGGAUUUGAAGCACUUAUACCAAGUGGCUGCUGUAGCUGUUCUAUGUGUACAAUCAGAACCAAGCUAUCGACCAUUAGUUACCGACGUUUUACAUUCCCUCAUCCCUCUCGUACCCGUAGAGCUCGGAGGAUCUCUAAGAAUGACAGAGCCUCUGCAUCCAAAAGUGCCUCCAUCAACCAGCUAAAUGAUUAGAGGAAACUGAAUUCAUUUGCUUAGUUCAGUCACGUAAUACACAGGUCAAAUGGAAAAGAGAUGCAGAUUUUGGUGUUACAAGACAGUUCUUUUGUUUUUUGUUUCUUUCCCCCAUCUUUUCUGCCAUUUAUGUAACUCUGAUUAAUCUUGAUCAGAUGCUGUCUUUUGGAGAUUUACAAAUGAAAAAUAUGUAAUUGAGAAGAGGCAGUUUUCUUGGAAUCUUAGCAGCUGUAAGUCAAGAAAAAGGGGGGGAAAUGGUAUUUUUGAAGUUUGUUUAUGAGCUUCAACUAUUUCUCAAGUUCAUAUGAAAUGAAGUUAUUGUUCACACA
Messenger RNA from Cucumis sativus (cucumber), 1833 nucleotides. Its product is annotated as probable receptor-like protein kinase At1g80640. Gene Ontology annotation, biological process: protein phosphorylation. The record is from RefSeq and is a predicted model, not a curated record. NCBI's taxonomy places the organism in Eukaryota, Viridiplantae, Streptophyta, Magnoliopsida, Cucurbitales, Cucurbitaceae. The coding region runs from base 129 to 1496 and encodes 455 amino acids. Gene Ontology annotation, molecular function: protein kinase activity; ATP binding. The transcript is spliced from 10 exons.